Messenger RNA from Pocillopora meandrina, 1749 nucleotides. Lineage: Eukaryota; Metazoa; Cnidaria; Anthozoa; Scleractinia; Pocilloporidae. The record is from the annotation of a GenBank genome assembly.
AUGUCUUCAAUCGUCAUAGCCGUGUUUAAACUUACCAUCGGCUUGCUUGGAAAUAGAUUCAGGGACAAGUUGGCAGACUCGUUGAAAGAAGGUGACAUAACAGAUCAAAAGUGUCGUGAUUUCAUCAUUCGUGAAAUCAAAGAAAUCAAAUCAAAGCUGGAUGGAUUGGCAAGAAAGGAUUUGUUGGCAAGUAUAAGCUUCUUUAACGAAGGAAUCAAGUUUUUGUAUGAGAUGUUCGACGAAGUGAGGCCCAAAGGCGAAAAUAACAACGCCGUAACAACAACACAAGCUGCUACAGCGAUGAGUUGUGCUGCUGAAACAUUUUCUCUUACAAAAGGAAUGAGUGAGCUAGAGAUUAGGGAUCUUAGUGCAUCAGCAUCCGGGGCGCUAUCUAGAGCAAAAGACAGAUUCAAAGACGCAAGAAGGAAGGCGACGGAAGCUUUCGCCAACACAGCCUUGUCAACCUCUGACCGCCUUCUGUCCAUGCAGUAUCGUGUUAUGGCAACAAUAUUAGAAACUGUAGACAAUGCGACAUACUCGAUAGCAGCCUGCAUAGUGUGCCUUGAAGAGUUGAAUAGUCUGCCAGCUGUUCAAAAAGGUUUUAAAGUUGAACUCGAGAAAGGGCUUAAGGCUGCAUUUAGCAAAGACCCACGGAGAGAUCUGAUCUCCACUGUGUGUCAUAUAAAUCGCGUGAUAUUGAAUAUCGCGCUCAUGGCGGACUUCGGUCACAAGGAGCUGUCAAACUGGCCAUGCGUUGAAAUCGGAGGAACAAAAGUUUCUCCACUACAAAAUGACAGAGUGUUAAAAGUCCUGAAGAAAAGAGGCAUGGAGCACUGCUUCGGAACUUUGGAAUUACUACGGGGAGAGUAUGGAAGUUUGAUAUGGCCAAUAAGUAUUGCUUCAAACAGCCUUGGACAAUUCCUCGUCGCGAACGACGACGGAGAUAAAAGAGCCAAGUUAUUUGACAGCAGAGGUAAAGUUUUGAACAGUUUCUCUCUCAUUUCGGAUGCCUCUCGUGACGAUGUGUACUGCAUAUGUCAAGUAGCUACUGAUUUGAAUGGCAAGAUCUAUGUACUAGUCGAACUAAAGCCUUGUGUCAAGUCAAUCUUUAAAGAUAACAAUCCCGGAGCAGUGUGCGUGUUUGAUUGUGAUUUUCAACCCCUGCACAAGUUUUCACUAAAAGAGGAAUUUAGCACCGUUGCGUUCAGACCAUCACUGACAGUCAGUGACAGAAACAAAGUACUGAUACUUCUGGUGACACAACCGAAUUACUCACAGAGGAAACCAACCAUUCAAGUUUAUCAGUUUGAUGGUCAAUUUGUUGAUGACUUCGGUGACGGAAUACUGAAGAGUCCAAUUAAUAUCGCCGCUGCAAGUGAUGGUCGAACAUUGGUGACAGAUAGUGGCGAUGAUGGCGAUUCCUGUGUUCACGUUUUUAAUGAAAACGGCGAACAGAUUUUUAAGUUGACAGAAAUGUUAGAAUUCGAUUAUCCAUUUUACACAGCAUUUCACUGGCCAAGUGAAUACAUUGUUGUCGCUGGUUUCCGUCCACAGAAAGAAGAGCUUCAGGUGCUUAUAUAUACUAAAGAAGGCGAAAUCGUGCGUCGCUUAGAGCAAGGUGCGAAAGGUUUUAGUUCCUUAGUAGAGCUCACAGUGACUGUCGAAGGACGCAUUGGUAUUCUCGCAAUGUUUGAAACCGACCGUCAAACUGAAACUAAAAGUUUGUUUUUCAAGAUACUCGUUAUAUAA